Messenger RNA from Nerophis ophidion (straightnose pipefish), 634 nucleotides. RefSeq names its product histone H2A, sperm-like. The record is from RefSeq and is a predicted model, not a curated record. The coding region runs from base 159 to 575 and encodes 138 amino acids. Lineage: Eukaryota; Metazoa; Chordata; Actinopteri; Syngnathiformes; Syngnathidae. Gene Ontology annotation, molecular function: DNA binding; structural constituent of chromatin; protein heterodimerization activity. Gene Ontology annotation, cellular component: nucleosome. The transcript has 2 exons.
GUAGGCUAUGCAGGACGGCGAUUGAUUGGCGAUUGAUUGGGACAACAAGAGAGCCACAGGUGUCGUCAAUCAAGAGACGGGCAAGUGUGCGUGUAAAUAAAAGCAGCUUGUCGGGUCCCGAUUGCAGCCCCGGUUUCUCCUCGGAUCCAGCGGAAAAGAUGUCUGGUCGUGGAAAGAAAGCUGCCCCCAAACCCAAAUCCGCCGUUUCCCAGUCGACGAGAGCAGGCCUAACCUUCCCAGUAGCCCGCAUCCACAGGCUGCUCAAGAAGGGCAACUACAGCCAGCGAGUGGGCAGCAGCGCCGCAGUCUACUUUUCGGCCGUGCUGGAGUACCUCUGCGCCGAAAUCCUGGAGCUGGCGGGCAACGCCAGCCGAGACAACAAGAAGCGGCGCAUCACUCCUCGCCACAUCUUGUUGGCGGUGAGAAAUGACGAGGAGCUCAACAAACUGCUGUCCGGGGUCACCGUCUCUGAAGGCGGCGUGAUCCCCAAUAUCCAAGGGGCGCUCCUUCCCAAGAAGACCGCGGUCCGCAGAGAGGAGGUGGCUGUUCAAGAUGUUCAGUCGCAAGAGUUUUAAUUUCUUUGUUUUUACAAAUCUAUAAUUUAUUUUAAUACAAUAAAAAUGUUUCUAAUUCA